This is a messenger RNA of Fraxinus pennsylvanica, 2019 nucleotides long. The record is from the annotation of a GenBank genome assembly. Lineage: Eukaryota; Viridiplantae; Streptophyta; Magnoliopsida; Lamiales; Oleaceae.
AUGGCUGCCUCCCCGCCGAUGAUCCCAGUCUCGAACCUCCAAUCGGAAUCCGGUGCCCCCAUCGCCACCACGCCAGCCUUUCGCAGUUUUCUCUCUCGUAUUUCGGCCACCGUACAGCAUGGCCUCUCCCAACGCCGCCCCUGGUCGGAGCUACUCGAUCGAUCCUCCUUCUCUCGUCCCGAUUCCCUCUCUGACGCCGUUUCCCGCAUUCGGAACAACUUCUCCUACUUCCGGGUCAAUUAUAUUUCUCUAAUUGCAUUGUCCCUCGCUCUCUCCCUCCUCUCCCACCCUCUUUCACUACUUGUAUUACUGGCCCUACUCGCCGCCUGGAUCUUCUUGUACCUCUUCCGGCCUUCGAAUCAACAGGUUGUUAUCGGUGGACGCACGUUUUCUGACCGUGAAAUUCUGGGGAUUUUGGUGGUGCUCACCGUAGUUGUGGUGUUUCUCACCAGCGUUGGAUCGCUGCUCAUCUCGGCCUUGCUCGUUGGUUUAGCUGUCGUUUGCGUUCAUGGUGCGUUCAGGAUGCCGGAGGAUUUGUUCUUGGACGAUCAGGACUCGUCCAACGCUGGGUUUCUCUCGUUCCUUGGUGGCGCUGCUCCUUCUGCCGCUGCAGCAGCAGCUCCGGCCGUCGCUACCAGGGUUAUCACUGAAUACCUUAGAAUAUUGCACAAGUUUAGUUUGAAACGCAUGAACAAUAUUGGGGACUUGUUGGCCUUCGCCAUUUCCCACGGGACUCGUCCAACGCUGGGUUGCUCUCGUUCCUUGGUGGCGCUGCUCCUUCUGCCGCUGCAGCAGCAGCUCCGGCCGUCGCUACCAGGGUAUAAUUUUACUGAUAAUCUGAGUGAUGCUGGUUGCUGGAUAAAUUGUAAUGAAGCGAUAAGAGGGGAAGCUCAAUUAAAUUUGUUGAAAGGGAUGGCACUCUUAGAUCAAUCUUCUAAUCCUGUUUCUCAACCCAUUAACUUCAAUAGAAAGAGGAAAUCAAGAAGUAGAAAGGAUGGACCGAAAAAUGUAGCAGAGACAAUUGCAAAGUGGAAGGAAUACAACAAUAAAGUCAAUUCUCAGGAUGAUGAAAGUAAGGUAGCUCGUAAAGCUCCUGCCAAGGGAUCAAAGAAAGGAUGUAUGAAAGGUAAAGGAGGUCCUGAAAAUGCUCAUUGCAAUUACAGAGGCGUUCGGCAGAGGACAUGGGGUAAGUGGGUUGCUGAAAUUAGAGAGCCGCAUAGGGGUCCUAGGCUAUGGUUGGGUACAUUUAGCAAUGCGAUCGAAGCUGCUACUGCUUAUGAUGAGGCUGCAAGAGCAAUGUAUGGCCCUUCUGCUCGGCUUAAUUUUCCCACUUGCCAUAUGCCGAAUGAGUUGAAGAAAGAGUGUUGUUCAUUGCGAACUACAUCAACGUCCAAUUCCACAACUUCUAGUGUCUCUGAUGUUUGUCUGCCAGACUCUACGGGGCCUAAAGCUGAUGCUACAAAGAUGAGAGAUGAAGAUUCUGAGGGUGAAUUGCGGACAAACAACAAUGGGCAUUCGCUGCUGGGCGAGGUUGGUCGUGCAUUGAAGGUGGAAAUAAAGGAGGAACCUAUGGAGGAGGAAAGAAGGAAAGAUACCCCUCAACGCUUCGAUAGUAUUGAAAAUCAUUGGUUCAAUACGAAGGAAGACCCUACAUAUUUCAAUGGAAGUUCGGCAGCUGGGCAAAAUCCAUUAGACGGCCUGUCUUGGGAUGAAAUGUUUGAUGUGGAUGAGUUACUGACCUCGUUAGACCCCACUAGUUACAAUUCUUUAGAGCCCAAGAGAUUGGAGUCGCAUGGUGGUCAAGCAGGGCAAUCCACCGAUGGCACUAUGUAUACUUCAGAUUUGUCAAACCAAUUGCAGAACUCUGAUGGAAUGUUGCUCAAUAGUUCACCCCACAUGGAACAGGCACCUUCUGCGGCUGAUUACUGUUUUGAUUUCCUAAGCCCAGGAAGACCAGAAGAUUUCAAUUUUACAUUGGAUGAUUUGUUACUUGAUUUGUAUUCUGGCAUGGCGCCAUAA